Molecule: messenger RNA, 1156 nt
Organism: Drosophila serrata
Lineage: Eukaryota; Metazoa; Arthropoda; Insecta; Diptera; Drosophilidae
Product: alpha-tocopherol transfer protein-like
Cellular component (GO): membrane
Molecular function (GO): phosphatidylinositol bisphosphate binding
Source: RefSeq, a predicted model, not a curated record
UCCAACCACAGUGGUUCGCUUCAAAAAUUCGCCUCCGAAUUCGAAAGCGUUUUGAAAACCGAUAACAAGACAACGACCGAUAGAUCGAUAGGCGGACAAUGAGCGCUGCUGGUGGGAAAGAGCAGGUGACAGCGACGGCGGCGACAACAGAUCAGCUGGGACGCGACCUGCAGGAGCUGCUCGACUGGUUCCAGCACAAUGAGAAACUGCCCAAGGAUAUUGAGCCGCUGCUGCUGCGACGCUUCUACCAGUGCAUGUACGGCGACCUGGAGGAGACCCGCAAGCUCAUCGAGGUGAACUAUGCGCUGCGCAACCGGCAUCCGCAUCUCUUCAUCCAACGGGAUCCCCUGGACGAGGACAGCAGGCGAACCUUUGACUACGCGGACAUCCUUCCGUUGCCGGGCCUGACGCCGGACAAGUGCAAGGUGUCGCUGUACUGCUUCCGCGACUUUGAGGCCUCCAAGAUGCAUCAUACGGAGGAUACGCGCGCCUUUUUCAUGGUCACCGAUUGCCGCUUUGUGACCCCCGAUGAUCCCGCCAACGCGGAUGUCCUGUCCGAGGGCGAGGUGCAGAUCUUCGACAUGAAGGGCACCACCAUGCGGCACAUCUCCCGGCUGACCAUCAGCACGCUGCGCGCCUAUAUCAAGUUCCUGCAGGUGGCCUUUCCCGUGCGCCUGCGCGCCAUCCAUAUGGUCAACUGCCCGACCUAUUUGGACAGGAUCGUCAGCGUGGUCAAGCCCUUCAUCAGCGACGAAGUCUUCAAGCUGAUCCGCUUUCACACCGUGAGCAUGGACUCCCUGUACGAAUUUGUGCCCCGCAAGAUGCUGCCGGAGGAGUACGGCGGCGGGGCUGGAUCCCUGGCCACGCUGCGGGCGCAGACGCAAAAGACCUUGGCGGAACACCGCGACUAUCUGAUGGACCCCGAUCACUGGGUGGUGGAGAAGACCGAGAAGCGGAACGCGCACUCGUGGAGAUUUUUUAAAUAAUUGGUUUUGUAUUUUAUGUUUGUUCUUGAUUCUCGUUAAUUGGUAUUUGUUUUUUUUUUGUCAUCUUUUUUUUUUAAUAUAUAUAUAUUUAUAUCUUUAGGCCUUUUUACGUAUAUACCUUGUAUGUGUCUGUGUAUUAAAAUGGUUCCUGUGGCAUUUUGACUUAUAAA